Messenger RNA from Daucus carota subsp. sativus, 546 nucleotides. RefSeq lists its product as uncharacterized. Bases 1 to 546 code for a protein of 181 amino acids. Lineage: Eukaryota; Viridiplantae; Streptophyta; Magnoliopsida; Apiales; Apiaceae. Gene Ontology annotation, biological process: proteolysis. The record is from RefSeq and is a predicted model, not a curated record. The transcript has 4 exons. Gene Ontology annotation, molecular function: cysteine-type peptidase activity.
AUGAGGUUGAUUUUGAAGAUUAUACCAGAAGAAAGGAAGACAGGAUGUUCAUUUUUCGACCCUAUGUUCUUCAUAUCAUAUAUGGAUGCAGUUAAAAAGGCAAAGAAAAAAGAUUCUACAGCAAUUGAGAAAAGCAAUGUGUGGAAGUGGAUAAAGAAGCAAAAGAUAUUUGCUUGCAGAUAUGUUUUUGUUCCCAUCUGCCAAAGAUUUGUGUACCAAAUGUAUAAGAAUGAGUCAGUACAAGGAACUGAUGAUGUUUUCCAGUUCAAUUUGAGUAUUCCAAUGGUUCCUCAACAGGAUGACGGUGAAAAAUGUGGAUACUAUGUUCUUUACUAUAUGUUCAAGUUUUUGAUGUCUUGUCCAGAAAACUUCAACAUUAAUGAGCAUGGUGGCUUUAUGAAUAGCAGUUGGUUCACGGAGGAAGAGAUGAACAACUUUUUCAACAAUCUAUCAUCAGAGAAAUUGCAUACUGACCAAAUGCAAGCUUCAGAAGACAUUAUUGUGGUCAAGGAAAAGAGUAUGCAAAAUUCAAUCUCAUUAAUUUAG